AAAAAACGAUUUCCAAACCCGGCUUUGAUGCCGAUAAAAUCAAAUGUUUUGAAGGAAAAAAACGAAUCCUUUCUCUUGUACAUGACGCCGUUUGUCAGUGGGAGGAGCUUAAUUAAAGCCGUGGAACAACAUUGUGCGCUUUGUAAAUUCACUUGUAGCCUGGAGAAGCUCCGGUCUGCAGGGUCAGAAAACCCCACUCAUCUGUCACCUGUGGUCCUGCAGACUCCAUCAUGCCAAAGGACUCAGAUCAGAAGGAGCCAAAGGAUGAGAGAGCUCCAGAUGUUCCUGAGGAGACUGUAAGAAAGAAGGUCCGGGCGAACACCCCGAGCCCUCACAGGGGGAACUCUCCUCAAGCUAGCCCUCCAAAAUUUGUCUCUGUGGAGGAAUUGAUGGAAACGGCGAAAGGAGUCACCAAUAUGGCUCUGGCUCAUGAAAUAAUGGUCAACCAGGAUUUUCAAAUCAAACCCGCAGAGCCUCCUGAGGGAAGCUUGGAGCGCCAGGUGAAGGAGAUCAUGCACAAAGCAUUCUGGGAUUGCUUGGAAACUCAGCUGAAGGAGGAUCCUCCGUCGUAUGAACACGCCAUCAAGCUCCUGGCAGAGAUCAAAGAGACGCUGCUAUCCUUCCUCCUGCCGGGCCAAGGCCGCCUGCAGGCCCGGAUUGAAGAGGUUCUGGAUCUGCCUCUGAUCCAGCAGCAGGCUGAGAACGGGGCUCUGGACAUCGGUCAUCUGUCACAGUUCAUUGUGGGGAUGAUGGGCUCCUUUUGCGCCCCCUGCAGGGACGAGGACAUCAGAAAGCUGAAGGAGAUCACGGAAAUCGUUCCCCUGUUGAAGGCCAUCUUCUCUGUGCUGGAUCUGAUGAAGGUGGACAUGGCCAACUUUGCUCUGAUGAGCAUCAGGCCUCAUCUGAUGCAGCAGUCGGUGGAGUACGAGAGGAACAAGUUCCAGCAGUUUCUGGAGAAGCAGCCGAAUGCUUUAGACUACACUGAGAAGUGGCUUGAGGAGACGGUGAAGUGCCUGAAAGAAUCCGAUGAGGAAGGCUGUGGUGCGGCGGAGUUGGCCUCCCCCAUCCGUGUUCAUAAUCGAGCUUAUCUCCGCUUGCUAAAGUGGGACCACGCUUCUGUCCCCUUCCCUGAGACGGUGCUGAUGGAUCAGGUUCGGUUCCAGGAGAUGCAGCAGGAGCUGGAGCGCCUGGUUCUGCUGUCGUCUGUGCUGCUGAUCGUUUACACUACGACAGGGGAGGCCAUCUCAGGUCUGCCGGGACUGAUGGAGACCCUCAAAAGCUCCGUCGGUGCCAUGCUGGCUGACAUGCACAUGCCGUCCUUUAAUGCACAAGAGGCCUUUGCAACCAUCGGGGAGAAACUGUGCGUUGAGCUGAGUUGCUGCUUAAGCCGACAUGGCUUCUCUCCGUUCUCCGCUGACGGCAGCAGCGCUCUGAAGGGACAAAUCUCAGCUGUCAUCCAGCCGGACAACAAAGUCCGAGCACUUAUGGACUCCCGGGUUCAGACCUACCUGCUGGCUGUCCUGGAGUCCAGUCAGCACCGGACCCCUCCUCCUCUCCCCGGAGGUCUGACUCCGAUCAGCAAGGAGCUGACGAAGCUCGCCGUUGGCUUCAGUCGCCUCGUCAACUUCAACAAGCUGGUCUACUCCCCGUUCUACCAAAAGAUCCUGCAGAAUAUCCUGACACCAGGCGAGAGUCUCAGCACCGUGACAUAAACCUCUCAGAUGAUGUGAGAGCAGUUCUGUGUUUCUAAUUGGAUAUUAAAGCCAGCACGGCACAGUGGGCACCUUAAGCUGACCCAAUAAUAAUAAAUACCGGUUCUGUUACAUCUUUUCACUGUGUUUGUUAAUUUAUGAAGCUAUCAGACCUAAUCUAUGCUUAAACCUCCUUUUGCGGUUAUUACAGAGCUAGCUUGUAAUGGUUAUCAUAACUUAAAGGCUCACUCCAACCAUAUUUUGAUUGAUUUUAAAAAAUAUUCCCAGUAGUCUUUUAAUUAUGAUUAUCUUUAGCCCAAAGAAAAUGAUUUUGUUUUCUAGAUCAAAGUUUUUUUGCAGGGUGGCAGAAAUUUGUUAGAAAUUUAAUUUGUGGGCGGGACUCUUGCCACAGAAGUAAGCCUCUAUUUAUUUCCCAUCAUCCCUUUGUUUACACUCUCCCGCUAGAUGUCAGCUCAGACGAGGAAACUGAAGACGUUAAUGGAUCUAUUUGUCUUCAAGUGGAUGCAUCAAUAUGAAGACUUGCUGCAUCACAAAAUACUUUUUCCAAGCUUCAUUUUUUCCGUUUGCUCCUAAUUCCAUACAAUUUGAAUAAAGAAAUACUCAGAAAUGCAGCGUUAUUUGUCCUCCAUCAUGAUAAAAAUACCUCAAGAAAAUGUAAAAAAAACACAAUUUUCAUUGGAGUGGGUCUUUAAAGAGCUAAUAUCUUUUAUGCAAACAUCGUAGACUAAAACCGCCAUCAGACUGAAAAUGUUCAUUCCUGAUUAGAAAAGUCUCAGAGAAUAUGUCAUGUCAUAUGACGGCUGGAUAUUAAGCUUACUUUUUAAUUUUUUUACUUUUUUUUCAUUUAUGGAGGCAUUCUCAUGCAAAAUGGGACUUUAUCUGAGCUUGCACAUGAACCUAAUCAUUCCUCUGUGGAGGUAAAUGUUCUAACAGUUGGAUCUUGAAGGCGAAUGUUUCAAAGAAAGGAUUCUUAGACAUGUACUAAAACACGUGUGUCUCAAACCCUCGUUUUGUGCAAAUGCUGUUUUCUCUAUAUUUAACAGGCAGGAGUGCGGGAGACUGAGCCGAGGAACACAAGCUGCAUUCUGAUCUCUUUCUCUAACGGAUACAAACACACUUGACAUGUUUUCUGGUUUGCAUCUGUAAAUGUGGUCAGAGGUGCCGGUCAGUGCUGCAGUCCCUAAAUCUUAUUUGAAAUUUAUUGAUAACUUGUAUUUAAAAAAAAUGGGAACGCAGAACAAAAAAAGCUUGAGAAGUAACUUUUAAUGGUAUUUUCAAAAGCUGGUAAAGCAGCUAAUAAAGGUCAGAGAAUUUCAGAGUAAAGACAAAGUAGAGCUUUGCUGAAAAAAAGACUGUUUGACAUUAUUUUACAGCUUCUAAGAUAAGCAGACCUGUGAAUCUUAAGGGAAAUAAUAUAGAAUGACAUAAACUUGCAUUUUUUUGUAUUGUUUUCACCUUUCGUUAACUUAUUGACUGUUUUCCUCGAUGGUUUGUUUGUGACUGAAACUUUGCUCCGAGGCAGACUUUUCAUUUUAGUAUUUUCGACCUCAGAUUUGGUCGUAACGUUUUUCCUCCUCACUCCUCCGGGCAGAGUCGUGUUCCCUGUUCUGGGUCUGAACACAUUGACUGAUCACAUCAGCUGAUGUCAGUCUUUGGCUGUCAAAGAAACACAGUAAUAAAGUAUUGUUUCACCCACAA
Molecule: messenger RNA, 3410 nt
Organism: Oryzias melastigma (Indian medaka)
Lineage: Eukaryota; Metazoa; Chordata; Actinopteri; Beloniformes; Adrianichthyidae
Gene: tcp11l1
Product: t-complex 11, testis-specific-like 1
Exons: 10
Coding region: 231-1712 (493 amino acids)
Biological process (GO): signal transduction
Source: RefSeq, a predicted model, not a curated record